This is a messenger RNA of Cherax quadricarinatus, 1316 nucleotides long. The record is from RefSeq and is a predicted model, not a curated record. NCBI's taxonomy places the organism in Eukaryota, Metazoa, Arthropoda, Malacostraca, Decapoda, Parastacidae.
AUGAGAGUGUGGACGAGACUCAAGAUGAUCCAGGGGACUGCUGCUCUCCUCACUGUUUACUUCCUAUUAACGCCUAACUCUUUUAGGGUACUAAGAUAUGACCCAGCGGCACUCCAGUCCUCGGUCACCGAGAUCAAGGAACAGGCAGACGCACACAACGACUACCUCACCUGCCCAGCACCCAGGGCUAGACGACCCCACGACCUCCUGCUGCUAGACGACAUCUUCAGCUUGGCUCAGCAGAACCCAGAGGCUGUGGUAUGGUACGUGAUGAGAGCUGGAGUGCUGAAUACCAUGGUCGGUCCUGCGGCAUCCCUGCUGCGGCAGUACUCCAACCUGCGGCCCGUCACUGCUGAUCUGCGGCACCUCUUCUCCGGCACCCCACUUCUGCGGCUCUACACCACCGCAGCCUGGAACACAAACACCACGUGGCCCGAGGUCAACCUGGCAGAUCUGCUGCGUCUGGCACUGGUGUGGCACCUGGGAGGGAUGUACGUCGACACGGACGUCGUGUGCAUCAGAGACGUCACUCGACUCGUUGACGUCAUCGGCUGGCAGGAGACGUCAACGCUGGGCUCAGGUGUCUUCCACCUCAGACGUCACCAUCCUUUCUUGCAGAGUGUCAUGCAACGCGUUGCUGACGGAUACCAGACGAACAAGUGGGGCUGGAGCGGCCCUCUCGCCUUCACCCAGGUGAUGCUGCAGCUGUGUGGUGGUGCCAAGGGUCUGGUGCCAGGUGGUGGUGGUGCCAAGGGUCUGGUACCAGGCCGGGCAGGCAGGUGCCAGGGCAUCGAUCUCCUGCCCAUCAUAGCCUUCUACCCUGUACCCGCCAGCGUAUGGAAGACACUCUUCAUCCCUCAAGCACCUCGUCCUGUUACUCAGCGGUACCCUCGCUCCUACAUGAUACACACCUGGAAUCAACUGAGCUAUCGCCGGCCGAUCGUCAAAGACUCUGGCAGUAUCUACGACCAGGCAGCGCGAGCUUUCUGUCCUGUCACCCACGCCUUUGCUACCGCCUACAACACGGUCUACUGACCCUCCGUCAGGGUCUCGGAACACCACCAUCUACUGACAAUACUACUACCCGGACCUACCUCAAAAGAUUUGAGUACUAUCUACGUAUUAACCCUAUAAACUAUGGCUAUUCAGCCCUACGUAAGGGAUCUGAGCAACAUCGUUUACUAAGCCUACCACUCCGUAUGUGAGAUAUUAUAUACAUCUCUCUAGGCAUACAAGAGGAUGAUAUUUAAUAUUUUUUUAUCUGCAGUUAGACAAUAGUCACUCAGUUAUUUAGAAAGAGAUUGAAGGAAUAUUAA